This is a messenger RNA of Sinocyclocheilus grahami, 451 nucleotides long. RefSeq names its product N-alpha-acetyltransferase 15, NatA auxiliary subunit-like. The transcript has 4 exons. Bases 83 to 451 code for a protein of 122 amino acids. Gene Ontology annotation, biological process: N-terminal peptidyl-methionine acetylation. The record is from RefSeq and is a predicted model, not a curated record. Lineage: Eukaryota; Metazoa; Chordata; Actinopteri; Cypriniformes; Cyprinidae. Gene Ontology annotation, cellular component: NatA complex; cytoplasm.
CUUGAAAAACCUGGUGAAGAAUAAGAUAGACACGCACCUUCUGGCCUUUGAGAUUUACUUUAGGAAAGAAAAGUUCCUGUUAAUGCUACAGUCAGUGAAGAGGGCCUAUGCAAUAGACCCGGACCACCCUUGGCUUCACCAGUGUUUAGUGCGCUUCUUUAAAGGAGUGUCUGAAAGUAAAGACCUAGCAGAAUCGGUCAGCAUGGUUGUCAAGCAGGAAAUAUCCAGGAUGUUUGGGGAAAGUAAUGCUAAGAACUUCAACCAGGCCUUCCUCACCAAGCACUUCAAUUCCAUCCCUCAUCGAGUAGCAGCUGCCAAAAUGAUGUUCUACUUAGACCCUUCAACACAGAAGAAAGCGGUGGAACUGGCUAUAGCACUUGAUGAAUCACUGAACAACAGAAACAUUCAGGUACAUAAUGGGCUACAGGACUUUAAAGGAUUAGUUUCCUGA